Molecule: messenger RNA, 1182 nt
Organism: Perca flavescens (yellow perch)
Lineage: Eukaryota; Metazoa; Chordata; Actinopteri; Perciformes; Percidae
Gene: mchr1a
Product: melanin-concentrating hormone receptor 1a
Exons: 2
Coding region: 52-1131 (359 amino acids)
Biological process (GO): neuropeptide signaling pathway
Cellular component (GO): neuron projection; plasma membrane
Molecular function (GO): neuropeptide binding; melanin-concentrating hormone receptor activity
Source: RefSeq, a predicted model, not a curated record
CAGGCACUUAGUAAUACUUUUUUUAUUAUUUGGAUAUACUUUGAAAUACCCAUGGAUUUUUUAAACGAUAGUAUUUUUUUCCUCGGAGACACUAAUUCAACAACAACAACAACAGAUGGGGCUCUUCACUGCAGUGCCAUUCUCCCCGUCAUCUUUGGCAUCAUCUGCUUUCUGGGUAUCAUGGGGAACUGUAUUGUCAUCUACACCAUAAUGAAAAAGACCAAGUGCUGUGCCAAGCAAACUGUUCCAGACAUAUUUAUCUUAAAUUUGUCAAUUGUUGAUCUCCUGUUCCUCCUUGGUAUGCCAUUCCUCAUCCACCAGCUGCUGGGCAACGGCACCUGGCACUUUGGAGCCGAAAUGUGUAGAGUCAUCACUGCGCUUGACUCCAAUAGCCAGAUUGUCAGUACUUACAUCCUCACUGCAAUGACCCUCGACCGUUACUUGGCUACGGUCCAUCCCAUCCGCUUCAACUACAUCCGCACACCUUGUGUGGCAGCGCUGGUCAUUGGCCUGGUGUGGGGUCUGUCCUUACUCACCAUCAUCCCCGUGUGGAUGUAUGCAGGCCUGAUGCCUCUACCUGAUGGCCUGGUGGCCUGUGCUCUCCUUCUGCCUGACGCAGUCACUGACAUAUACUGGUUUACGCUUUACCAGUUCUUCUUGGCCUUUGCUAUACCUUUGGCCAUCAUCUGCCUGGUGUUUUUCAAGAUCCUCCAGCACAUGUCCGCCAGCGUUGCACCACUGCCUCCGUGGAGUUUGAGGGUGCGCACCAGAAAGGUGACCCGGAUGGCAGUGGCUAUCUGCCUGGCUUUUUUCAUCUGUUGGGCCCCUUACUACAUCCUUCAGCUGAUCCAUCUAGGGGUGCAGAAGCCAAGCAUAGCUUUCUCCUAUGCCUACAACAUAGCCAUUAGCAUGGGAUAUGCUAACAGUUGCAUCAACCCAUUCCUCUACAUUACCCUUAGUGAGACCUUCAAGAGGCAGUUUCUCAGGGCUGUACGCCCAGUUAACAGAAAGUUCCGUGUGAACCCGAGCACCACAGAGCGUGGCAGUGUGAGUGUGAGAAUGGUACCUGAAGGGGCUCAGCAGGAGCCAGCCUCUCGGGAGAUGAUACCAUCCAACAUGGCCCCACAAUAAAGAAUCCAAAUAACGUGCAACUGUGGAUCUGUGCAGCUGGUAAGCACUAUG